UUUCUCUCUUUCUCUGUCAGUCUCAGGACUCAACAUACUCAAUGAGCGUACAGCGCAAUGUCAGAGCGCUCUGGGCAAACGGCAAAGGGGAAGGAUGGCAAAACCAAGUAUGCGUCUCUCAACCUGUUUGAUACCUACAAAGGAAAGAGCAUUGAAGCACAGAAGCCUGUUGUUGCCCCUCGUCAUGGCUUACAGUCUCUUGGUAAAGUUGCCUCUGCACGGCGCAUGCCCCCCCCAGCCAACUUGCCUAGUUUGAAGGCGGAGAACAAAGGUAACGACCCCAACGUCUCGCUCGUUCCCAAAGACGGCACAGGAUGGGCAAGCAAGCAGGAACAAGCAGACCCAAAGAGUACCGAUGUAUUGUCAGCAGUGCAGCCGGAGUCGCAGCAGCCUGUGGUCUCACAGACGUCUGCGCCGAGCAUGCCGAGAACACCCCCAGCUCAAGAGGCCCCAACUCAAGCUCUAGCCGCAGGGCCAAGGUCCUGGGCUCCGGCCAGUGUUACACAUGGAGUACAAGGAGAUGGUGGAAAGGGAUCAAACCAACCGUCGCCAUUCUCUCGCGAGGAAUUUCCCACCCUGCAGGCGGCUGGAGACCAGGACAGAGUUGGCAAAGAACAGGCCACUGCAGAUCAGUGGUAUGGGCCAGGACCAAGCCUCCGCCCCCAAAACGUAACAAGCUGGCGGGAUGGUGGGGGCCGGGCAUUGGCACCCACCCUGGCUGGGGAGGCAGUUGCGGAGGGCGGUGCUGGGGGAGCCAUGGUGAUGGAGGGUGCUGCUGGGGCCCCUCCCAUCCCACAGCAGAAUGCAUCUUCUCAUGGGCCGCCUAGAACUUCCCCAACCGGCAACCCCGCACUUCCCCUCCCCCAGCCACCUAUUGGCCCGCAGUUCCAGGCUUACAGAGGCAUCAUGCCUCCCUUCAUGUAUCCACCAUACCUGCCCUUCCCACCCCCUUAUGGUCCACAGGGACCGUACAGGUACCCACCCCCAAAUGAGGCCCCUAGGUUUUCUCGGUCACAGGGUGGAGUAGGGCCAGAUGGGCGGCCCCCUGGAGGCCCCCGGGGUGAAGUGGUAAAACGCCCAUCCAUCCUCAAACAGGAUGACCUGAAGGAGCUGGAUGAGCUGGACCAUGAUGGAGAUGAGGGCUGGGCUGGAGCACAGGAAGAAAUUGACUACUCCGCAAAGUUGAAGUUCAGCGAUGAUGAAGGAGAGGAUGAUGGGGAAGAGGAACGGUCUGAAAACAAAAAUGGAACCCGGGAGCCAAGGGAGCAGCAGAGAUCCCAAGAUGGGCCUGCACCUGUUUCACGUUCCCGGGCAUCCGACAGUGGAGGGGAUUCACGCCGCACCCCUCCUUCCUCUGUUGAAGAUGGCUCCGCUUCCCCCUCCAGCAAGCCAGGCUGGGCCGAGGAGGGUGGAAGCAACUGGAGCAGUCAGGCAAACGGAGGAUCUUAUCAGGGGCGUAGGCCUGGACUAGGUGGUCCAAGGGAGCAGCCCUCCCCCCCACUAGGUCCACUUCUUGGACAAGGGCCCUACUCCUACUACCGCCAGGACCGGCCUUCGAACCAGUCGCCAAUCUCAGGCCCCAUCCUAGCCCCCCAGAAGCCCAGUGGUGCCCAGGCACAGCAGCAGGCGGGGGCAAUGCCUGGUGGGCCGACCCCUCCUCCUUCCAACACUCUGCAUCCCCAGCAACAGGGUGAGGAUGAGGAUGAGACAUGGCGGCAACGGAGGAAGCAGUCAUCAACUGAGAUCUCUGCUGCGGUAGAGCGUGCCCGUCGGCGGCGUGAAGAGGAGGAGCGGAGGAUGCAGGAGGAGCGCCGUGCUGCCUGUGCAGAGAAGCUGAAAAGACUUGAUGAAAAACAGCAGCAGCAACAGACUAUGAAACCCAGCACCCCCAGUGAUGCUCCUACCAACAGUUCUAGUCCUUCCUUGUCUGCAUCUGCUUCAUCUCCCAAUGUCAGUCAGCCACCAUCACCCUGUGUGGACACUGAAGACCCUCCUCUAUUAUCUUCUCAGGGAAGCAGUGCAACACUAGGAUUGAAUAUUAAUAACAGACAGCGGGCUGGUAGCAACAGCAGCCAUGACUCCAACACUGAGUCUCAGCAGGCUCUGCAGCCUCAACCCACCCAGCACCCACAAACCCUGGAUGUCCCAGUGCCUGGAGAUGCCAAGGAGGAACCUGUGGUGCAUAUCCGCACUAGAGGUGGAGAUGACACAGUGAAGGUGGUUGAAAAUGUUGGUGGAACAGGACGGCAGGGAAGUGGUCCAUCUGGGCAGAGCUUUUCCAAGUAUCAAAAAUCGCUUCCUCCUCGUUUUCAGAGGCAACAACAGGAGCAACUUCUCAAACAGCAGCAGUGGCAGCAGCAGCAACAUAACCAGGUUGCCCAAAAUCAGCUCCAGUCCCAGCCUCAGAAUCAGCAGGGCCCCUCUCCAGGUACCACAUCACAGUCUGGGCCCAAACAGCCAACCCUUUACCCUCCUGGCUCAAUGGGACGUCCUCCACCUCUGCCUAUGAACUUUGAUCCCCGCUGGAUGAUGAUGCCCUACAUGGACCCACGAAUGAUGCAGGGACGUCCCCCACCCAUGGACUACUACACUCCCAGCAUGCAUCCAUCUGGGAUGAUGAGUCGAGAGCGUUCUGAUUCAGGUGGCUCUGGGUCAGAUCCGUUUGAUAGGCAGCAACAUGGUGGACCCCCUCAUCCCCGUCGUGGCACACCUCCAAUGGAUCCCAAACUGGCUUGGGGACCAGAUGUUUUUCCAGGGGGUACUGAGGGUCGAGGUCUAAGCUCCCCCCUACGGCAGAAAGCUGUCGAGGAAGAGGAGGCUGGCAAAGGUCAAAGAAGUGACACUCCUCCAGUACUUAUGCGGGAGGGAGGCACAGCUCCCAUUCAUCCGCCCAGCUCUCCAUCUGGUUCAUCUAACCAAACCCCACCACCUCUUGGGAUUCAAGUUGGGGGCCAGGGUACUAGCCACCAUGCCCAUCAUCAGCCCUUUAUGGGUGGGCGAGGAGGUUACAGUAGCUACCCUGACAAUGGAUCCAGAAUGGGCUCCCACUUGCAGCAAAGGGCCAGCAGUGGAGGAACACUGCAUGGUUUUGGCCACCAGGAGGGUAGUCAACAGAGCCAAAUCUGGGGGACUCCUCAUCUCCAUUAUGACCGUAAUGGCCGUUCUGAUCACUCGGCCUUGGAGACCAACUCGCAUCUCCAACAUGGUCCCCCCACUCACGCCCCUCAUUUCUCUCUUCAUCCUCAUAAGCAAGAGAAUGGCAGAGAGCGAGAAAAAGGGGGGGAGCCAAAAAAGAGUGACCCUUCACCUCCACUCCAUCAGCUGUCCCUUUCCCCUUCCUGUUCAUCAUCAUCAUCUUCCUCAGCUAGAGAAGAUGGUAGUGGAAAACAGUCCUUACAUAAUCAGGUCCCACCACCAAUUGAACAUGAUACUGGAUCUGCUCAUGCUUCAGGAAGGAAACAGGAGAAAAUGGGAAAUGCACAAAAUCAGCCCCAGCAGCAUUCUGUGCAGCAGCACCACCCUAAAGCCAACCCUCGCAGUCGGGAGCACAAAACUGAGACACACUGGGGCCCGAGGCCUGGUAGCAGUAACGUGACUGGGGGCUCAACCCAUAACAGAAAGGCACCGGGCUCUGGAAUGAGUGGAAAUACUGAAGAACCUGCAAAUCAUGGGGCUGAGAACAAAUCCUUUACUCAAUCAGAUGGCACCACAGCCAAGCGAGCAGGUCCAAUUAAGAGACCAGUAAUUAAAGAGAUGAAAAGAGAAGGUGGUGAAGGAGGAGGAGAAAAGACCACUGGAGGCUCUGGUAAAGAUAAAGAACAAGAUGCUAGCCAGAUCGCAACCAAACUAGAAACGGCCUCUGGGGCUCAAGGCUCCUCAGCACUCGGUGGGAAAGAUGAUGCAGUCUCAUCAAAUAAACCCAGAACUGGCGGAAAGGAGCGAGGUAACACUGGGGGUACAGGUAAAGGAUCCAAAAAUGGAGAAGGCUCUAUCCAGAAUUCUGGCUCUUCAGCUCCACAGUCCAGGAGGGAAAGAGAGCAUUCUGCUGAAAGAGGGAGCACAACUUACCAUGCAUCUUCGUCCAGAGGUAGCCGAUCCAACCGUGGCCGAGGAGAGUUCUACGGCAGAGGCCGAGGCUACAGGGGCACUUACACUGGCAGUGCAGGUGGUGGCAGCCGUGGCAAAGCAGGUGGCAGGAGCAGCAGGGAUUAUAGAUCAGCUGCCAACAGUGGCUACCACCAUGCACCUUCUAAUCAAGAAUACAAGCGAGAGGCAUCAUCUGGCAGUGGUAGGCAUAGACAUGGGGGCUCUCAGCCAAAUCCGGGACGUGCUAGGAACCGAAGUGAGACUCGAAGUGAAGGCUCUGAAUAUGAAGAGGUGCCAAAGAGGAGACGACAACGGGGAUCUGAAACAGGCAGUGAGAGUGCUGGUAGUGACCUUGCUCACUCAGACAAGGAAGACCGCAAGCCAAACACCAAGACUGGCGUUGGAGGAGAGAACCCUACAACAGGCCCUUCAUCUUUUUCAGCUCCAAACAGAAACUCCCAGACAAGAGUGUUCACACCAAGGGGAGUGCCCUCUAGACGUGGCAGAGGUGGUGGUGGUGCUGGAGGAGGUCUCCAUAGAAGUGGAGGUAGUGCUGGAGUGUCUGGUGGACACAGAUCUGGACCUGGCUCUGGUUCUCAUGGCUGGUCUGCAAAAUCUGCAACUGUGCGAAAGCAACAGACGUCCUCACAGCCACCCCCUCCUAAAGAUUCAGGCCGUGGAGCCAAUGUUGACAAGAAGAAAGCUGCAGACCAGAAUCAGUCUCAGAGUCAAGGUGCAAAUCCCUCCGCACCUAAUCCCUCUGUGCCUACAGCUAUCCAACAGGGGUCCACUGAGAACGGAAGCGCUGGAGCCCCACUGUCCUCAAGUAAUGUUCCUUCAAAUUCCACUGGCACUCCUGCCCAGACUCUUCCUCUGUCUGCCCCCGACGGACGAGGUUUCCCUAACCGGGGAUUUGAGCGCCCCCCUCGUCGCAGACGCCACGGACGAUCCCAGCAUCAGCAGGACAAGCCUCCCAGAUUCCGCAGACUUAAGCAAGAGCGAGAGAAUGCAGCCCGUAUCAAUGGAAGCAGUGGAAUUAUUGAAGUCGUAGCUGGACAACAGCAGCGGCCUGCUUCACCUUUGCAGAAAUCCCUGCAAGAAACCAAUAGCACUCCCAAUGCAUCCACAGCAGCUGUUGCAAAUGCAAAACACAGUGUGUCUGCAACUUCUAACAAUAAUAAUAACAGCAGCAACCUUGGGGGUGGAAACCAAAAUUUCAAUAGCCACCACCACCAUCACUACCAGGGCAACUCCCAGUCGCACCUUCAACACCAUCACAACCAUAAACCAGCUGGGGGCGCCAAAUCUCCAGACGUCUCUAACCAGAACUCUGAUCAGGCCAACGAGGAAUGGGAAACAGCCUCCGAAAGCAGCGAUUUCACCGAGUUUCGAGAAAGAGAGGGUGGAGGAGGCGGUAAACCCUAUUCCUCCCACCAUCAUCAUCACCACCACCACCACCACCAUCCAUCCGGAAGAGGUGGUGGAGGCGGCGGUGGGGGCGAGAGAGAGAUGACAGCUAAAGAAUUGGCCACCAGCAAGAGAAGCUUCUCCAGUCAGCGCCCUGGAAUGGAGAGGCAGAACAGAAGGGUUAAUGCCGGUGGUGGUGGUGGUGGUGGUGGUGGAGGAAGAGGCCCCAGGGGUCCGCCUGGCGCUGGUGGGGCGGUGGGUGGCGCUGGCAAUGGUGGGGGCAAUCGUGGUGAGAGGCGUGGCAACUGGCCCUCUCCUAAGAACAGGAAGUGAUGCUUUGUUUUUUUUUGUUUUUUUUUAAUUUGGAAAUAUUUCAAAUGCAUCCCUCUAUCAUUGGCCACUCUUUUCUAUAAAACCUCUUCCCUCCUUAACCUGUUAUCACUUUAUUAUCGUAAAAGAUUAGUUACUAAGACCAUGAACAAAUUGUAGUUCUUUUGGUUUAUAGCUUUUUGUCCUUUAUUUGGAAAUUCACACUCUGUGUCCUUUCAUGCUCCCAUAAAUCCUAAACUCUACUCUGAGAUUUUACAUACUACACCCCAUUUUAAUAGAAAUAUUUGCUGACUGAAAAUGCAUAUGACCACAUGGCCCAUUUACGUUGGCAUAUACAAGCACAAAAUGACAUCAACCUAACAAAAUUGUGCUUAGUUUGUGUAUGCUGGGUAUGCACACGUUACGUGUGUUUGUGUAAGAACUGUGGCUUGAAGUAUAUAUGAAAGGUCAAGGUUGUUAUUAUGUACUUGUGUAUUCACAUCACAUGUUGGAUGCUGGAAGUUGCUAUUUUAAUGAGAACAAAUGUAUCAUAGAUUUGUUUUCCCCCUUUUUGUGUUGUUAAUUUUUCUUUUCAGCCUCUUAAAGGUGAGGAUAUCUUUUUUUUUUUUCGGAAAGCAGAUCAUUAAAACUCAUUUUUAAAUAAAACCCUCUUCAUUUUUGGUUCAAACUCACAUUCUGUUGUGCCCGCCAAGUAUCUCCCCAAUGCGCUACUUUUUUUUUUUUUUUUUGAAAAUCGCUGCAAUGCCCACUUUUCAGAACUAUGUGGUGUAUUUUUCCUUAUGUUAAGUUAUAGGUCCUCUCUACUCAUUGCUUUGGGUUUUCAAAUAGUUUCAUUAGCUGUUUUGGCCUCCGCAUGGAAUUGUAGUCUAAUAGUGCACAUUAUACUUGUUAAUAUUAUUAGACGAUGAUCUUAAUUCAAGGUCCUUCAAAAGUUCCUCUUCAUGGAUCACAUCGUUUUAAGGUUGUUUCUGUUGUGAUCAAAUCAGAUGACUCUUAGCCUUAGUGUCAGAUCCUCAUUAAAUGAUAUGUUUUUUUUUUUUUGAGAACAUCCGUUAAAGAUUUUCUUUUGUCUUGCACUUAUAUUAAGUCCGUAAACUCCAAAACUCUCCUUUAGAAUAAAGAUCGUUCAAUGUUUUUUUUCUUUUCUUUCUCCUCUAAAUGAAUAGCUGUAUAUUUGGCAUCUUAUCUGACUAGGUGUCAUACUGCAGUUCCAGGUUAUUGAACAUGACGAGUAUUGUGCUACUGUUAUGUUCACUUAACAGUUCUAGGGAGUGUAGAGAAUCACUCUUUGACCACCCUCUGCAUUGUAAAUUCCCUUUUUCCUUU
Messenger RNA from Sinocyclocheilus rhinocerous, 7149 nucleotides. RefSeq names its product protein PRRC2A-like. NCBI's taxonomy places the organism in Eukaryota, Metazoa, Chordata, Actinopteri, Cypriniformes, Cyprinidae. The record is from RefSeq and is a predicted model, not a curated record. Bases 58 to 5826 code for a protein of 1922 amino acids. The transcript has 16 exons. Gene Ontology annotation, biological process: cell differentiation.